Sesamum indicum (sesame) is the source of this 1906-nucleotide messenger RNA. Its product is annotated as pectinesterase 3. The record is from RefSeq and is a predicted model, not a curated record. Gene Ontology annotation, biological process: cell wall modification. NCBI's taxonomy places the organism in Eukaryota, Viridiplantae, Streptophyta, Magnoliopsida, Lamiales, Pedaliaceae. Gene Ontology annotation, molecular function: pectinesterase activity; enzyme inhibitor activity.
CCACAACAUUGCUAAAUUAAACUAAUGCUAUGUCCAAGCAUAUAAGAAGAAGAAGAAUAUACACUAACAACCCACCCUUCACAUUCCUAUAAAACACACACACCCCAUUGUCGUCCCCACAUUAAUUUGUUCAUGCAACAAUGGAUACUAUCAAGUCCUUCAAGGGCUACGGCAAAGUCGACGAGCUCCAACAAGCUGCCUUUAGAGCAAAAAUCCGCAAGAGAAUUAUCAUUCUUGCAAUUUCAUCUCUUCUGUUGAUUGCCCUCAUAAUCGGAGUUGUCGCCGGAACUGUAGUUCACAACAACAACAAGUCUGAUUCCGAUGUUCCGUCUACUCAGAGUUCUCCGGUGGCGGCUCUUAAGUCCAUCUGCAGCGUGACCCACUACCCGGAUUCCUGUUACUCCAGCUUGGGUUCGUCCAACUCCUCCGACCCGGAGAAGAUUUUCCAGUUCUCUUUGUCGGUGGUGAUGGGUGCUCUGGAGAAGGUAUCCACAUUUCCGGACGAGUUCAUGAACAAAACGGAUGACCCGUUAGUGAAGGAAGCGCUGACCGUCUGCGGGACGGUGCUGAACCACGCCGUUGAUUCCCUCAACGACUCCAUCUCCUCCAUGAACGUUGACGGCGGCGAGAAGCUGCUCUCCGUUCCCAGAAUCAGCGACUUGCAGACGUGGUUGAGCACUGUGGUCACGGACCAAGAAACGUGCUUCGACGCGCUGGAGGAGGUGAACGCCACCUUCGUGGAGGAGAUCAAACUUCUGAUGAAGAACUCGACGGAGUUCGCCAGCAACAGUUUGGCCAUAGUGUCCAAGCUGCUUGGGUUUCUAGGGGAUCUCAAGAUUCCAAUUCAUCGGCGGCUCCUGGGGGCGGAGGAAUCGGGAUUCCCGUCUUGGGUUAAGGCGGGGGACCGGAGACUCCUCCAGGCCAGCAUGCCAAAGCCGGACGUGACGGUGGCGAAGGACGGCAGCGGAGAUGUGAGGACUCUGAAGGAGGCGGUGGCAAGAAUUCCGAAGAAGAACAAAAGGAGAUUCGUUAUAUAUGUGAAGGCCGGAGAAUAUGUGGAGAAUGUGGUAUUAGAGAAGUCUUUGUGGAAUGUGAUGAUCUACGGCGACGGAAAAACCGCCACUCUGAUCUCCGGCAGCAAGAAUUUCGUCGACGGUACUCCAACUUUCUCCACAGCCACCUUCGCUGUUGUUGGAAAAGGAUUUAUCGCUCGAGACAUAGGGUUCAAGAAUACUGCCGGGACAAUAAAGCACCAAGCAGUAGCCCUUCGGUCGGGUUCUGACCAAUCCGUCUUCUAUCGUUGCUCGUUCGACGCAUUCCAAGACACCCUUUACGCCCAUUCCAACCGUCAAUUCUACCGCGAGUGCGACAUAACUGGCACAAUCGACUUCAUCUUUGGAAACUCGGCCGUCGUCUUCCAAAACUGCAACAUCUUGCCUAGACAACCUCUGCCUAACCAAUUUGUGACAAUAACUGCACAGGGAAAGAAAGACCCUAAUCAGAACACAGGCAUUUCCAUUCAACGUUGUGUGAUGAACCCUCUGGACAGACUCACUGUGCCGACAUACUUAGGCAGGCCAUGGAAGGAUUUCUCCACGACAGUUAUCAUGCAGACCAACAUUGGUGGGUUCUUGAGCCCAUUGGGCUGGAUUUCUUGGGUAAAAAAUGUGGAUCCACCAAGAUCCAUUUUCUAUGCUGAGUAUCAGAAUACUGGGCCGGGUUCAAGCACGAGAAAUAGGGUCAAGUGGGCAGGGUACAGGCCCACACUUACAGCCGCAGAGGCCUCUAAGUAUAAUGUACAGACCUUGAUUCAAGGCCCAUCCUGGUUGCCAGCUACAACUGUGGUCUUUGAUUCAACCUAGAAAACAACUGAUCUAUACACUCUUACUACACUGUUUUUUGUUUA